Molecule: messenger RNA, 588 nt
Organism: Adineta steineri
Lineage: Eukaryota; Metazoa; Rotifera; Eurotatoria; Adinetida; Adinetidae
Source: the annotation of a GenBank genome assembly
AUGCAACCAUCAACUUCUUUAUCUUCGAUAUCUUCAAAUAAUUCAUCAAUCUAUGGUUCUCAAACAAUUCUCAAUGUAGAGGAUUUACCUUUAGCUGCACCUCGUUGUCGAUCAUCAAUUAUAUCUUCUCUUGAUAAUGAACAAACAAUUUUCUCACCAAAUCGUCGUCGUACACAACAACUUUCAUCAAAUCGAUCAGUAACGAAAUGUCGUCAUCUAUUUCGUACUUGUUUAUCAUCAACAUCAACAUCACUUUCUCUAUUAAUUCAAAAGAAACUAUCCGAUCAUACAUUUCGAAAACAAUAUUUUACUAAAUUAUGUCGUAAUCAUCAAUUACUUCUUGUACUUAAUGAUUAUCAAUGUAAAUGUGGUUGUCAUUUUUCAAUGAAACAAGGUACAUUUGUAAUAUUAUAUGAAACAAAAACUGAAUUCUCAUCUUUACAAUCGAAAAAUCAACUUGUAACUGUUAUAUCCAAUCAUCUUAUAUGUUCAAAAGUACCAUCACAUUUUAUAUGUGAUAUGGACAUAUUACGUGAACGUGUUCGUUCUAGAACUUCUUGUAAUAAUGAACAAAGUUUUGAUUUGUAA